AUGCAUCUUGAUUUCCAUAGACAAAACUCUACUUGUCUCAUGUUUAGUACAUACAAGAACGACAUUUAUAUAAUAUGCUCAAUUGGUUAUGACUUGUUAGCAUCAUUAUUGCUUCCUGAAAUUGAAGAUGAGAAUGAUAAUGUUGAAAUGGGUUAUUCAUUGUCAACAUCGAGUGAGGAUUCAUCAUCAACAUUGAGAGAGAUUGAUGGUUAUGUAGCUCAAAAGGAUUAUCCAUUUAAAGAUUCAGGUCUUGCGGUUGAUUUAUUUGGUUCUUGUAAUGGUUGUGUCUUCCUAUGGUUUCAUGACAAUCAGGAUGAUCAGGAGCAAUUCAUUUGUCUUUGGAACCCAGCAACGAGCGAAUACAAGAAAAUAUCUGAAGCACCAAAGAGAUAUAGACACCACGAAAUCAGACUACAUGCUUUUUUUUAUGAUCCCACAACUGAUGAUUACAAGUUCUUGAUUGCUGCACCCUUUGAAGAUGACACAAAUGAAAUGAACUCUUUAGUUCAUGUCUAUUCGUUAGCAUCAGAUUCAUGGAAAAGCUUUCUAACACCUUAUGGUUUCAUUUCUGGCAAAACAUCUAGCAUACUUUUUAAAGGAGAUCUUCAUUUGCUUGCCAUAGGCCAAACCCGUUAUUCUAUAGUCUCUUUGGAUAUUAAGAACGAGGAAUUCAAAUAA
Papaver somniferum (opium poppy) is the source of this 678-nucleotide messenger RNA. RefSeq lists its product as uncharacterized. The coding region runs from base 1 to 678 and encodes 225 amino acids. Lineage: Eukaryota; Viridiplantae; Streptophyta; Magnoliopsida; Ranunculales; Papaveraceae. The record is from RefSeq and is a predicted model, not a curated record. The transcript has a single exon.